GUUGAAGUGAACCAAAAUCCGUAGGUCGUAUCGUAGGGAGGGCCUGCGCCGAUCCCCAUCCGUCCCGCGACUCGAACUCGAGCGAGCAGAGGCGGCGCCGGCGCUCGUCCUGCCGCCACCGCCGCGGCCGCCUGAGCCGAUCCCAUCCAUCCCGCGAGCGAGCGAGCGCUUCCGCCGCAUCCUGGUCCUGGAUCAGGUAGAAGGAGAUGGCGACUCUUGGUCUUGCCCCAAACAUGAAUCCAAACAAGUCAUUUGAGGUACUGCCUAAUCCAGGUGACUCCGUAUCGAGCCUCAGUUUUAGCCCAAAGAGCAACCUUCUGGUGGCAACUUCCUGGGAUAACCAGGUGCGGUGCUGGGAGAUUGUUGGUGGGAGUAGUCAACCAAAGGCAUCUAUAUCGCAUGACCAGCCAGUCCUCUGUUCAGCUUGGAAGGAUGAUGGAACUACUGUGUUCUCUGGAGGCUGUGAUAAACAAGUAAAAAUGUGGCCUCUGUUGUCUGGUGGGCAGGCUCAGACUGUUGCAAUGCAUGACGCACCUGUCAAGGAGAUCGCUUGGAUUCCUCAAAUGAAUCUUCUUGUCUCUGGAAGCUGGGAUAAGACUCUAAGGUAUUGGGACACAAGGCAAUCAAAUCCUGUCCAUGUUCAGCAACUUCCUGAGCGCUGUUACGCACUUACAGUGAAUUAUCCCCUUAUGAUUGUGGGAACUGCUGAUCGUAAUCUGGUCGUCUUCAACUUGCAGAAUCCUCAGACGGAGUUCAAGCGCAUCCAAUCGCCACUCAAAUACCAGACUAGGUGUCUUGCUGCAUUCCCGGAUCAACAAGGAUUUUUGGUGGGUUCCAUAGAAGGAAGAGUUGGUGUGCAUCAUAUUGAUGACUCACAGCAAAGCAAAAAUUUCACGUUCAAAUGUCACAGGGAAGGGAAUGAUAUUUUCUCUGUCAAUUCACUCAAUUUUCACCCAGUUCAUCACACGUUUGCAACUGCUGGAUCAGAUGGCGCAUUUAAUUUCUGGGAUAAGGAUAGCAAACAAAGACUGAAGGCUUUUAGUCGGUGCCCUCUUCCUAUUCCUUGCAGUACCUUCAACAGUGAUGGGUCGAUAUUUGCUUAUGCAGUCUGCUAUGACUGGAGCCGUGGGGCUGAAAACCACAACCCUGCCACUGCAAAGACAUCCAUCUAUCUUCACAGUCCACAGGAAUCUGAGGUUAAAGGGAAGCCGAGAAUCGCAACAAGUAGAAAGUGAUUACAUCCAGCUACGCAAAACCAAAGAGUGCACAAGAAAUCAUGUACAUUGGAAGACAAAAACGUUUCUCCAGGACCUCUGUCCAUCGUGUAGGAUGCUUUUCUCUUGGUUGGUCAUCAAUUUUGUUGUGUCCAGUCUGGUGUUAGCAUCUGGUAGAUGUAAAUGUCAGUCUACUCGUAGUCACUGAAGAUAGGGGGUUUAGUCGCAGGUUUUAGCAUGCAUCAGUUUGCAGUGUCUAGUUCUAUUUAAGUUAUGUUUACCAAGUUUAUGCGAGUCUUAUGUUGUCGAUAUAAUCAGAUCAGCCCGAACCGUUUCUAAGGGAGGUGUUGCAAGUGAUGUAAAUUAUUGCAAAUGUAGAUUCAUAUUUCGUUAGAAUUAUCGCCACGUUCUGAGAUGUACUAAAUUUACCCGUGAGAAACCAGUGGAUGCUGACUUUCUGGUUUUGGCCCGUGAAUCUGAAUGGCCUACUUGAAUUUGAAAUGGUAGCUGUCU
Molecule: messenger RNA, 1727 nt
Organism: Oryza sativa Japonica Group (Japanese rice)
Lineage: Eukaryota; Viridiplantae; Streptophyta; Magnoliopsida; Poales; Poaceae
Product: protein RAE1
Biological process (GO): RNA export from nucleus; transcription-dependent tethering of RNA polymerase II gene DNA at nuclear periphery
Cellular component (GO): nuclear pore
Molecular function (GO): RNA binding; ubiquitin binding
Source: RefSeq, a predicted model, not a curated record